Trypanosoma brucei brucei TREU927 is the source of this 1155-nucleotide messenger RNA. RefSeq lists its product as hypothetical. NCBI's taxonomy places the organism in Eukaryota, Euglenozoa, Kinetoplastea, Trypanosomatida, Trypanosomatidae. The record is from RefSeq and is a predicted model, not a curated record. The transcript has a single exon. Bases 1 to 1155 code for a protein of 384 amino acids.
AUGUGUAAAACAGACGCAUUAUUUUUCUUUUUCAAACGAGUCACUGCCACACUUUCGUCAUUUUGCCUUUAUAUGAUUUGCUACCGUCACAAACUCUGUACCGUCAGAAGGCCUCUUUCUUUUUCUUUUUUUGUUUGUCUUGUUAUGCAUAUAUCCCUCCUCCUCCUCCUUCUCCCCAGGAUUUGCAUCUGUGCUAUAUACUUUCCUCUCUACGCCCUGUUUUUUUUCUUUUUUCCUCAUGAUGUAAACCUAAAGUUGUGUGGCCCCUUGACUGUAGAGGGAAAUUUGGGUCUUCAUAUGUUCAGCGGGCUUCAGCGUGCACUAACGGUUGUAGGAUCGCCGUUAAGGUACUGCAGACGCUUCCACCAUGUAACGGCAGUGCGUUUCUUCGCACGCGUGUCAGGCGACUGGAGCUGCCCGUGUGGUUUCUCAAAUUUUGCGUCACGUUCCGUCUGUUUUCAGUGCCACAGGCAGAAACCUGUUUUUCUCCGUGCUGCUGGUGAGACGUAUGAGACAGACAUUGGUGUUGCACGUUUUGCCAACUACAAACGUGGUGAUUGGGUGUGUACCUGCGGGUCCCACAACUUUGCUAGACGUGAGACUUGCAUGUUGUGUUGCGCGCCGUGUCCCUCAGGUGGCGGAAAGGCUGAAGCGAAAAGGGCCCGACUGCUUCCAGGUGAUUGGAUUUGUCCCAAAUGUACGACACACAACUUCAGAGGGCGCAAGGAAUGCAUGCUUUGUAGUGCAGGGGUUCCAGUAGGGGUGGAGAAUGCUACAAAUCUUAGCAACGAAACUACUAGUGAUUUAAAGGGUAAAGAAAACAGUGAAGAAUCACAGCAACCCCCAUGGACAUGUGUCGCGUGCCACACAGUUAAUGUGAAGGCGGAUAAACUUUGUGAAGUGUGCGGCGCUUCCCGGACCGAGUCAUCGCGGAGCACCUAUUCGUCAGUAACGCGACCGGAUGAUUGGACAUGCACGGGGUGUAGUUUCUUAAAUUUCUCCUCUAGGGUUAAGUGUAAGAACUGCAAAGCACUCCGGUCGUCUGGUGAGGUUGAAACGAGUGAGGCCAUGUGGAUUUGUAACUGUGGGUAUAAAAACUUUAAGGACCGUUCCUCCUGCCGUGAGUGUGGAGCCUCUAAAGAAUCAGAUUCUUAG